AUGCCGGGUCUAUGGAAGGAAAUCGAAAUUGUGUCUGAAGCCGACGAAGAACUUAUUUCAGUCAGGUUAGCUCUGCAGUCUGGUAACUGGCCGGAAAAUAUUCGUCGUUUCCAUGCUCAAAUGAAAGAGUUGCGUUCGUUAGGUUCGCUUAUUUUCAAUGGAGAUCGAAUUGUGCUACCAGAAGCCCUUCGUUACAAGGCCAUUAAAGCGUCUCAUCAAGGCCACAUUGGGUGUGGAGCAAUGAAGCGAAUUAUCAGGGAAUAUUUUUGGUGGCCUGGCCUGAGUUCUGAAGUCGAAAAGUUUGUGAAAUCCUGUGAAACAUGUUUAGUCAUCUCAAGGCGAAACCCGUCAAUUCCGUUAUGUAGUCGAGAGCUUCCAGACGGACCAUGGGAGAUUUUGCAGGUGGAUCUCCUGUCCAUUAACAACUGUGGAUCGGGAGAAUUUCUCGUAUUGGUAGAUACAUAUUCCCGGUACCUUGCUGUAGCAGAAAUAAAAUCGACAGAUGCAAAAAAUACAAACUUGACCCUCGCAAAAAUAUUUUACACUUGGGGACUUCCCCUUAUUCUUCAGAGUGACAAUGGACCACCCUUCCAAGGGAAAGAAUUUAUUGAUUAUUGGCAAAAUAAAGGUGUGAAGAUAAGGAAAUCGUUACCAUUAAGUGCUCAAUCGAAUGGAGCGGUAGAACGUCAGAAUCAGGGGAUUUUAAAAGCGAUCGCAGGAGCAAAAGAGGAUGGUCUGCACUGGAAAGAAGCAUUGCAGAAUUAUGUACAUGUCCACAACACACUGAAACCGCACUUCCGUCUUUGCAUUACGCCCUUCGAGCUCUUGGUUGGUUGGAAGUAUCGAGGUACUUUCCCUAGCUUAUGGAAAGCUAAGUCAUCGGAGGAAUUGGACAGAUAUGAGAUUCGUGACAGGGAUGCAUUGUCCAAAUUAAUAAGCAAAACCUAUGCAGACAGUCAUCGAGGAGCUAAAGCAUCUGAUAUUAAAGCAGGAGACAAAGUCAUUAUGGCAGUCCCUAAAAAACCAAGGUAG
Messenger RNA from Topomyia yanbarensis, 1032 nucleotides. RefSeq lists its product as uncharacterized. Gene Ontology annotation, biological process: DNA integration. Gene Ontology annotation, molecular function: nucleic acid binding. The record is from RefSeq and is a predicted model, not a curated record. The transcript has a single exon. Bases 1 to 1032 code for a protein of 343 amino acids. NCBI's taxonomy places the organism in Eukaryota, Metazoa, Arthropoda, Insecta, Diptera, Culicidae.